AUGUCUCGGAUGGCAGGAGGCACCCGCAUCUGGGAGGUGAGACCGUUGAGCUGGGCGCGUGCCCUCCGCCGCCGCGGCCCCCACGCUCGCCACAGCCACGCGCUGGAGGCAAAGGACGUGGGGUUUAAGGUUACUGCUCCCGGUGGCAGCGUCGCCCAUUCUCCCGCACUUGUCUGCGGUGGCGCCACGGUUUCCCGCGUGGCUCCGGUACUUCUCCAGUUACCUGGAGUUCUUCCUACAGAGAGUUUGGAUUGUUCUCUUUCUUCUGGAAAAAGACCCUGCAGCCUCCCAGCCGACUUCCAUCAGCCGCGGGAUCCGCAGCCCAGUUCCUCCCUUCCGGGGGGAGCCUGGGCUGGAGCGGGAAACCUGAUCCAUCCGUGUGCUCAGCCCUCGGAUCCCCGAGGUGGCCUGGGCGCCACUGCCCCUUGGCAGGGCCAGCUCAGAAGUCCUCAGGGCCGGCAGCGGCCCGCACUGAUGCAGAAAAUGAAAGCAUUACUAGAAAGGAGGAGGAGUGUUCAACCUCUUCUCCCAGAUAGAGCCCUGCAAGAACAGGCCAGUGCCAGCACGGAAAGACCUUCUGCUGGCACGAACACCUGUGCAUUUCUGUCGUCAUUUGUGUGCUCCGAUAGGACUCUGCUGAUCGACGGCCUGGUAGAGCUCAGAAGCCGCCUGCGGAGGCAGGAGCGGCAUCUUUUCCUAUUCAAUGAUCUGCUUGUUGUGGCCAAAAGAAAGAAUAACAAUAACUUCAAGAUGAAAAACAAGAUUAAAUUAACUGACAUGUGGCCAGCAAGCUGUGUGGAUGAAGUGGGUGAUGGCAAGAGCAGUGCUAUGAAAUCCUUUGUCUUGGGCUGGCCCACUGAGAACUUUGUGGCCACUUUCAGUUCUCUGGAACAAAAAGACACAUGGCUCUCUCUCCUUCAGAGACACAUCAAUCUCGAGAAACAGAAGGACCACCUGAAGAGCAUUCCCCUCAGAAUCUUCAUCGAGGACAUGGGGAAUUGUGUCCAUGGUUCGGGGAGAGAUUAUCAGUUAUGCAUCAGUUAUGGGAAAGAAGAAGCACCGUACCUACUCAUUGGGCAUGAAUAUCCCUAUGGGAUUAAAAUGAAGCAUCUGCGAGACACUGCACUCCUGACAGCGGACUCAAAGGACUCUACCGCCAUUUUCAACUCCGAGGAGACCUUCCUCAUGGAAGAGCUGCCACGAGAGAGGCAGUGCCGAUUUAUCCUAAAGCCCAGAUUCCUGGCUGCAGCCCGGCCACUGAGAGAGUCAAAGGCACCAGGCAGUGCUGCAGGUGUCUCUAUGGUGAUUUCUGUGGAAGUUUCUUCUUAG
Molecule: messenger RNA, 1329 nt
Organism: Lemur catta (Ring-tailed lemur)
Lineage: Eukaryota; Metazoa; Chordata; Mammalia; Primates; Lemuridae
Product: rho GTPase-activating protein 20-like
Exons: 9
Coding region: 1-1329 (442 amino acids)
Molecular function (GO): GTPase activator activity
Source: RefSeq, a predicted model, not a curated record